AUGCUCUCGCCCACCAAAGUCGCGGGCCUUUCCGCCUACAUCCCCCAUCGCGUGCGCCGCAAGUGGAGAGCCACCAAGUCACGCAUCCACAGCCGCCAGUCGGUGACGUCGUCAAUCGCCUCUCUCGAAACUUCGUGGUCGCCCUCGGACACAAUAAAGGCCCUGCGCACCCACCCCUGGAGCAUCUACGACGCCCAGUACCUGUUCCUCGCCAUCGUCGCCAUCUUCUCGCUGUCCGUCAGCGAGGCGCCCGGCCCCUUUGCCAAGACGUUUGCUGCGACUGCGCUCCUCACAGGCAUCCUGGUACCCGCUACAAGGCAGUUUCUGCUACCAUUGCUCCCAACAUUAACAUGGCUUUUCCUAUUCAAUAGCUGCAAAUAUGUUUCCCCCGAAUACCGCCCUGCCAUCUGGGUCCGCGUCCUCCCUGCUCUCGAAAACAUCCUCUACGGUGCCAACCUUAGCAACAUCAUCUCUGCACACCAGCACACCGUUCUCGAUGUGCUCGCGUGGUUCCCCUACGGACUUGUCCACUACGUCUCCCCGGUUAUUGUCUGCGGGUGCAUGUUCAUUUGGGGCCCUCCUGGCACGCUUCCUACAUUCGCACGCGCGUUCGGUUACAUGAACAUCACAGCCGUUCUUAUCCAGCUCGUCUUCCCUUGCUCUCCGCCUUGGUACGAGAACACUUACGGACUGGCCCCAGCCAACUACUCGAUCCACGGCGAUGCCGCAGGACUGAAGGCCAUGGAUAGGAUUCUUGGGUUCGACAUGUACACCUCCGCAUUCCAGGCGUCGCCCGUAGUCUUUGGUGCAUUCCCUUCCCUGCACUCCGGAUGGGCGACACUGGAAACACUGUUCAUGGGGCACGUCUUCCCCAAGCUGUUCCCUGUCUACGUGUUCUACACCAUGUGGCUGUGGUGGUCGACAAUGUACCUUCAGCACCACUACGCUGUUGACCUGGUUGCCGGCAGUCUUCUUGCUGGCGUCUGUUACUUCUUUGGUCGCGCCAACUUCCUCCCCCGCAUCCAGCCCGACAAGGAGUUUCGCUGGGACUACGACUACGUCGAGAUUGGCGACCCUCAGGACGGCGCUGGCUACAGCAUGCUCGACAUCUACGAGGAGUUCCAGCCUCAAUCUGACUCCGACGACUGGGCCAGCGGCUCCUCAUCCUCUUACUCGACCGGCGGCCGCAGCCCUGUGGGUGCACGAUCGCCCACCGAUGACUCUCAGAGCCUCUGGGACGGCGACACAGUUGCAUCGGACACUGAGCCCUCCAAGCACUGA
This is a messenger RNA of Ascochyta rabiei, 1281 nucleotides long. RefSeq names its product Phosphatidylinositol:ceramide phosphoinositol transferase (IPC synthase). Lineage: Eukaryota; Fungi; Ascomycota; Dothideomycetes; Pleosporales; Didymellaceae. Gene Ontology annotation, biological process: inositol phosphoceramide metabolic process; sphingolipid biosynthetic process. Gene Ontology annotation, molecular function: inositol phosphoceramide synthase activity. The coding region runs from base 1 to 1281 and encodes 426 amino acids. The record is from RefSeq and is a predicted model, not a curated record. Gene Ontology annotation, cellular component: inositol phosphoceramide synthase complex. The transcript has 3 exons.